GCAGAGCUGGUUGACCGGACCGGUUGAGUCUGUCGUGUGCUCGGGCGGAGGGUCUGGUAUUGGGCUUGUUGUUGGGCUGGAGUUUGUUUGUGUUUUGUUCUCUACUCCUAUUCAAGGUUUUAGCUUUCCUCUUCCCUAUCCCCAAUUCUCCACCUUUCUUUCCAUUUAACAUUUUCACUGAAGACCUUAAACCCUAAACCUCACUCCAUGGCGCGCCUAAUCCGACCUCUAAGAAACUCCAUUUCUCGUCCCUCUUCUUCUUCCAAAAUCCUAUUUCCCCAGUUACCCAGUUUACGUCUUGCACCAGAAAAACAAGCCCCCCUCUUAAACCCCAAGCUUCCAUCACCACAGAGCGCAAGAACUUACAUCUCUGAAAUGCGCAAAUCGGCUUUCGAAGGCAACAUGCUCAGACUCCUACGCAAUGAAAUCCAAUAUGAACUCGAUCGCUCUCCUCCUAAUCAGCCAGUUUCAGAAUUCAACUCAUUUACAGUUGACAACCGGUCUGGCGAGCAAUGGAUAAGCUUGAAGAGAAAAUUUGGACAUAAUGAAGAGAUAAAGAUUGAAGCCACCAUGUUUGAUGGAUCUGUUCCUAUUACAAAAUCCGGAGGCGGUGGUGUUGGUGGAGGCCUUGGAGAAGAUGUGCAACUUCACAUUACUAUGGUUGUCAAUAUCUCCAAGGAGGAAGGUGGCAAUGCAUUGGAGAUUAUGUGCUCGGUAUGGCCAGAUACUAUAGAGAUCAACAAGCUAUUCAUACGAAAAACUGAGAACAUGCCAGCUCAGCCCUAUACGGGUCCUGAAUUCAGGGAACUUGAUGAUGAGUUGCAAGACUCGCUUUACGAAUUCUUAGAAGCAAGGGGUAUAAAUGAUGAUCUUGCUAUUUUCUUGCACUCAUAUAUGAAGAACAAAGAUAAAACUGAGUUCAUUAGAUGGAUGGGAACUGUGAAAUCAUAUAUUGAAAAGAAGAAGAGGUCAUAAUCAGAUUUAAGACUACUUGUGGUGGUGCGUAGGUAGAUUCUGCUCCUUGGAUCAUACUGCUCUGAAGUUGUGGACUGAAUUCCAUUCUCAUAUAAUGUCUGCAUCUACUUUUACAUGUUUUAAUAGCAGGUAUCAUUACAUGGUCUACCGUCGUUACUCUCUUUUGUUCAGUGUUAAUUAACACUCUUUUCUAGGGAUAUUGAUAGGCAAAUUAAGUUCGUAUGAUAAUGUUUGUGUACCAAGUAAGCUAAAUUGCAAUUAAGCAAACACUAACAAGUUUUGUUGUUGUCUUCAACUCUUCAAGUAGUGGUCCUAGACUCCUAGCAAGCUUUAUGAAGAUGCUUUACAGUAUUAUCUGAGGCUAGUGAACUUCACAUUCCACUAUGAUGUAUGAUCAUUGCUUGACACCCAUGUUUAUGGUGUAUAUUGGUCAAACAUGGAUAGGAUCCAAGUCUUAUCCACUUUAGUUGAAUAUGAUCAAUUCAAAUCUGAUGUCAUGUUAUUUGGGGUAUCUUGGCUGGUCUGUAUCAGAUUUUGUCACCUCUAUCUACUGAAUUUAGUGUAGACUAUAAUUCCAGUUUAUCAGUAGGAGUCCACAGUGUUCUGAGCAAGAACGACGACAG
Molecule: messenger RNA, 1598 nt
Organism: Rosa rugosa (rugosa rose)
Lineage: Eukaryota; Viridiplantae; Streptophyta; Magnoliopsida; Rosales; Rosaceae
Exons: 4
Coding region: 208-975 (255 amino acids)
Cellular component (GO): mitochondrial matrix
Source: RefSeq, a predicted model, not a curated record